Grammomys surdaster is the source of this 388-nucleotide messenger RNA. Its product is annotated as cytochrome P450 2B1-like. The record is from RefSeq and is a predicted model, not a curated record. Gene Ontology annotation, cellular component: cytoplasm; intracellular membrane-bounded organelle. Lineage: Eukaryota; Metazoa; Chordata; Mammalia; Rodentia; Muridae. Gene Ontology annotation, biological process: xenobiotic metabolic process. Gene Ontology annotation, molecular function: oxidoreductase activity, acting on paired donors, with incorporation or reduction of molecular oxygen, reduced flavin or flavoprotein as one donor, and incorporation of one atom of oxygen; iron ion binding; heme binding. The transcript is spliced from 2 exons. The annotation marks the transcript as partial.
GUCCACUUUCCCCAUUUCCUGUGCAGAGAAAGUCCAAAAGGAGAUUGAUCAGGUGAUCGGCUCACACCGGCUACCCAACCUUGAUGACCGCUCCAAAAUGCCAUACACUGACGCAGUCAUCCACGAGAUUCAGAGAUUGUCUGAUCUUGUACCUAUUGGAUUGCCUCACAGAGUCACCAAAGACACCAUGUUCCGAGGGUACCUCCUCCGCAAGAACACCGAGGUGUACCCCAUCCUGAGUUCAGCUCUCCAUGACCCAUGCUACUUUGAACAACCAGACACCUUCAAUCCUGAGCACUUCCUAGAUGCCAAUGGGGCAUUGAAGAAAACUGAAGCUUUCAUGCCUUUCUCUGCAGGUGAGAUAGGCAUGUGAUUUCUUUCCCAGACA